AUUGUGUAAAGUGUGGUGGCAUCCCAGUCAUGGAUAUUUAUUUAUCAAUAUUUUACUAAGUGAAGAUAAUUUAAUGAGACUGUCAGGCUUUAGUAUAGUUUUAACCGAUUGGUGGCAUUGAAGCCCUUCAGAGCGACCAGCAUGCCGCGGAUCCCGGUGCCUGUCUCCCAGGAGGACGAUGAGGAGAAAGUGAUGGCAGAUCAUGUGAUGGGUCCUUGCCACACAGACUCCAUCUUCCUUACACAACGGCCUGGCUUCAACACACGCUACGUCACAGAAAACAUCGACGAUAGCGCAAGUAGCGUCAGAGAAAGCCAUGAAAGCAGAGUCAGUGCCUUCCGGCUGGUCGUCCCGUCACUUCCGGGUCACCAGAAUUCAAAGACUAAUGAAAGCGAGGCGAAUUCCCCAGCCUCAGGCUUGUCUUGCACGUCUGCUACAGUCAACGGAAAUUUCAAACCUUUCAGACCGUGGCUAUCGUCUGCGAUUUCCUCUGACUGCAAAGAAGAUAAAUCAGCCAAUGACAAACAGAGUGGUGCCAGGAUGAAGAUGCGAAAGAGGGACCAAGGAGACCUUCUUCCAAAGAGAAGCGACACUGGUUGUUGGGCACCAGGAAACUUCAACCAGGUCUGCUUCUUUCCUCCAAGUCUGUUUUAUCCCUGCCGCUGGUGGCAAGCCGGUGCCGCCACUUUAGACCUGCGCUUCGGCUUCUGCGAUUCAUACGCCGAGACCACCACAAACUCGAAAAGCCUUCAUCCUUGCGACAAGAAAGACCCCAACCUGUGUCAUCCAAGCUCCCAUCAUCCCUCGGCUUCUGACAUCAUGUCCGGUAUCUCACCUGGGCCGUCCUUGUUCGUGACGUCCGCGGGAGGUCCUCAUCCUCAUCAUCAUCCUCUUCCUCCUUCGGCGACGAUGACGGAGGUGCCAUGCAGCUACCGCUGCGCGCAGUGCCCGAAGCUGUUUACGACGCCGCAUGGGCUGGAAGUGCACGUGAGGCGCCUGCACUCCGGCACGCGGCCCUUCGCCUGCGACGUGUGCACGAAGACGUUUGGCCACGCCGUCAGCCGCGACCAGCACCGCGCCGUGCACGAGCACAGCCGCACCUUCGUGUGCGCGCAGUGCGGCAAGAGCUUCAAGCGCUCCUCCACCCUCUCCACCCAUCUUCUCAUCCACUCCGACACCCGUCCAUUCCCCUGCCCCUACUGUGGCAAGCGCUUCCACCAAAAGUCGGACAUGAAGAAACACACCUACAUCCACACAGGAGAGAAACCUCACAAGUGCAAACAGUGUGGAAAAGCCUUCAGUCAGUCGUCGAACCUGAUAACACACAGCCGAAAGCACACGGGGUUCAAACCCUUUGCGUGCGCACAGUGCGGGAGGGCGUUCCAGCGCAAAGUUGACCUACGCCGUCAUUUUGAGACCCAGCACACACUAGGAAUGGAAUCCAACAAAUCUUUUCCCAAUUACCCAUAAGAGCAUUGUGAAUCAGAGCUCGCAGAAGAGUACAUGAGUGCCUGCACGUUCAGGAAAGACAGUGGAGGUGUAGAGGCAGAGUUGCGACUGUAAACAAAACAAACAAGACCUCUGGUCAUUUAGUCUCGCAAUGUGAAGUCAAAGCUCAAAAAUGAUCUAUUAAAACCACUGAUGUCUGUUUAUCGAUCUUCGUUUCUUUCCCUCCACCCUCGCUUUCCUCGUCCUCCUAUUAUUUUGCAUAUUAUUAGUAUCCUUUCAGAUAUUCCUCGUCCUCCUAUUAUUUUGCUUAUUAUUUGUACCCUCUCAGAUAUCCUGCUACAUACAAAGAAUAUUUUUUUUUUAUUUUAUUGACAAUUCUGCUUUAACCGUGUAUGGCCUAAUGGAAAAAUGGCUACAUGUUGAUGACAGCGAAAAUAAAAGAAAGAAGAAAAUCCUGGUCAUAUAAAUUUUUAUUCCUAAGGAGGUAUUAGGCCUUAUCAUCAGGGGAUGUCUUAUUAUUUCAUGUUCAAAAAUCUUCCUUUAUUCAAGUACUAAAUCAAUAUUUUUUUCCUUAUACACGCAUGUCAUCUUCUGGAACAAGUCGUAACUCUCCAAACCCUGAAUUUCUUGCGACUCCAUGUGUACCUAAGCGUAUAGCUCUCCUCCAAAAGU
This is a messenger RNA of Pomacea canaliculata, 2121 nucleotides long. RefSeq names its product endothelial zinc finger protein induced by tumor necrosis factor alpha-like. The record is from RefSeq and is a predicted model, not a curated record. Lineage: Eukaryota; Metazoa; Mollusca; Gastropoda; Architaenioglossa; Ampullariidae. The coding region runs from base 142 to 1470 and encodes 442 amino acids. The transcript has 4 exons. Gene Ontology annotation, cellular component: nucleus.